AUGGACGACCUCGAAAGCACAUGCGCGUCACUCCGCGCGCAAAUAUCCGCGACAGAGACCCAGCUGGCCGGGUUGAAACGCGCAUUGCACGAGGCGGAACAAGCAGCCGCCCAUGCAAAGGCACAGAGCGCCGCAGCGACUACCGCGGGGGAUAACCACGACAAACCACGGAGAUGGCCACUGCUGGAUGAGGAAUACCGUCGCUAUGGACGACAGAUGAUUGUGCCGCAGCUGGGACUGCCAGGCCAGUUGAAGCUCCGAUCGGCUCGCGUUUUGAUUGUCGGUGCGGGUGGGUUGGGCUGCCCGGCUGCGUUGUAUCUGGCUGGCGCUGGGGUGGGCACAUUAGGUCUGAUUGAUGGGGACAUGGUCGAUGUGUCGAAUCUUCACCGGCAGGUGUUGCAUCGCAGUGCGAAUGUCGGGAAGCUGAAGGUGGACAGUGCGAUUGAAUACUUGCGGGAAUUGAACCCGCAUCCUACGUACAUCCCCCACCGCGCGCAUCUCACCCCGCAAGAAGCACCGGAGAUCUUCCAGAACUACGACGUCAUUCUCGACUGCACCGACAACCCCGCGACCCGCUACCUGAUCUCCGACACCGCCGUGCUCCUGGGCAAACCACUCGUUUCCGCCUCGGCCUUGCGGACGGAGGGCCAACUCAUGGUGCUGAACAACCCGCCGCGGCCAGCGGGCGAUAAGACCGGCGGGCCGUGCUACCGCUGCGUCUUCCCGAAGCCGCCCCCGGCAAACAGUAUUCUCAGCUGUGCGGACGGGGGCAUCCUGGGUCCAGUCGUGGGCACGAUGGGAGUGCUGCAAGCGCUGGAAGCCAUCAAGGUAAUCACGUCGACAGAAGACGAAGUGAGACCGCCGUCGUUGCACAUUUUCUCGGCAUACUCGAGCCCGCCGUUCCGCAGUAUCAAGCUUCGCUCGCGACGGGCGAACUGCGCCGUCUGUUCGGCAGAGCGGCAGGUCACGCUGGAUACGCUCCGGUCUGGACUCACGGACUAUGUGUUUUUCUGUGGGAGUGUGAGUCCGGAGGCGGUUCUCACGGCAGAGGAGCGGAUUGCGCCGCGGGAAUAUCGCGCGAUGUAUCCGGCGCCGACUGAAGGGGCUCCGGAGAAGACGCCCACUCUCAUUGAUGUGCGGGAGAAGGUCCAGUACGAUAUCUGUAACCUUGCGGAGAGUAUCAACAUUCCCAUUUCCACAAUCCAGGCGUCUGCGGCGGGCAGUGGGGAUGAGACAGGCUCAUCGUUGCCGGCGUGGCUGCCGCCGGAGAUUGCCUCAACGGACUCGACUGAUCCGAUCUAUGUGGUGUGCCGGAUGGGGAAUGACUCGCAGCUGGCGGUGCGCCGGCUCAAGGAGCUGGGCUUGGACCGGGGAGGCGCACGGGUGGUGGCCGAUAUCCAAGGGGGGUUCCGGGCAUGGCGCGAACAGGUUGACCCGGAGUGGCCCGAGUACUAG
Aspergillus terreus NIH2624 is the source of this 1455-nucleotide messenger RNA. RefSeq names its product HesA/MoeB/ThiF family protein. Gene Ontology annotation, biological process: protein urmylation; tRNA wobble position uridine thiolation. The coding region runs from base 1 to 1455 and encodes 484 amino acids. Gene Ontology annotation, molecular function: adenylyltransferase activity; URM1 activating enzyme activity; thiosulfate-cyanide sulfurtransferase activity. The transcript is spliced from 3 exons. The record is from RefSeq and is a predicted model, not a curated record. Gene Ontology annotation, cellular component: cytosol; cytoplasm. Lineage: Eukaryota; Fungi; Ascomycota; Eurotiomycetes; Eurotiales; Aspergillaceae.